Caenorhabditis remanei is the source of this 627-nucleotide messenger RNA. RefSeq lists its product as uncharacterized. Gene Ontology annotation, biological process: ribosomal small subunit assembly; maturation of SSU-rRNA from tricistronic rRNA transcript (SSU-rRNA, 5.8S rRNA, LSU-rRNA); translation. NCBI's taxonomy places the organism in Eukaryota, Metazoa, Nematoda, Chromadorea, Rhabditida, Rhabditidae. Gene Ontology annotation, molecular function: structural constituent of ribosome; small ribosomal subunit rRNA binding; mRNA 5'-UTR binding. The record is from RefSeq and is a predicted model, not a curated record. The transcript has 2 exons. The coding region runs from base 1 to 627 and encodes 208 amino acids. Gene Ontology annotation, cellular component: ribosome; mitochondrial small ribosomal subunit.
AUGUCAUUCAGUCGUCUGGUUAGUGACUUGGGCCGACUUUGUCUCCAGACGGCAAGCCAGUCUGUAGCAGUUCAGCAGCAGCGAACAAUAUACGCAUCAAUCCGGGCUGCUGACAGUAUCCGUGAUGCUCACAGGCAAGGAACUCGUAUUGUUACGGGACAAGUAGAAACAAUGGAGGGAACGACGGGAGCAGGAGCACAGACAGCAAUUAACACGUCAUCAUUGGAUUCUCGGCUACCAACAGCUGAAACGUUGAAACAGCAGUUUGAUGGAGUUGCAUAUCAUGAACUGCCGUUGGUUUACAUUCGUGCCAGUAAGAAUAAUACACUGGUUACAGUGAUGGAUAAUAAAAAUGAAGUGAUCACGUCAACAUCGUGCCGCCUAGAAGGCUUCAAAAAUGCCCGCAAGAAGACAACCAUUGCUGGUCAAACUACUGGAGUAGCAGCCGGACAGAGACUUGUCAGAAGAGGAAUUCGAACUGUUCGAGUACAGGUCAAAGGACUUGGGCCAGGUCGAAUGACUUGUGUGAAAGGACUCACUGUUGCUGGUGUUCGCGUUGUCAGCAUUACGGAUCACACACCACUUUGUGAACUUGGACCAAGGCCUCGCAAAAUUCGCCGCAUUUAA